CCCACACUUCAGUAUGACUAAGGGUCCGAUUCAACAGAACAACACAGAAAGCAAAUGAUAGUACGAGCGCGCGUGCAAGAAGCCCAAUCUCCCAUAACCGUAAAGCCGCGAGGCUGGCCCCCACCCCCAGGUUACCUACCUCCCGUGCACGAGAAGUGUCCUCAUGGGGUUGCUGCAUGCACCCGCAAUCGCAUGUUAGGAAUCCACGUCUAAAAACAUGUUUCACAGACCUCGUCACGAUCUUUCCCUUUUCUCCAUGUCCGCCCACUACAUCAACUCCAAACAGAGACCUCAUAGUGCGUCUGAAUUCAGACGUUCGCGCCGAGAUAACGCCC
This is a messenger RNA of Periconia digitata, 335 nucleotides long. The record is from the annotation of a GenBank genome assembly. Lineage: Eukaryota; Fungi; Ascomycota; Dothideomycetes; Pleosporales; Periconiaceae.